CGGGGAGACGGUCGCACAGUGGGUCGAUGGAUUUAAAAUUAAAAUGCACUGUCUUUGAAAGAACCCUAGCGCCCCAAAGCGCCUUUGCCCAGCACCUUGGAAAACGUCCUAUCUGCUUUCCAGCCUCCGCUGUGUUGAAUAAGAAAGGACUGGGGAGUUUCCCUAAAACACCAGGCAUCAGACCAUCCCUCUUACGGAAGGAACCUAGAAAGCCCCAGGGAAAGCCUUUCAGAGGAGAGCCCAGCACAGGCCAAGAGAAAGAAUGUAGGAAGAAGUAACCAAGGAGAGGUAGUAUAAUUUAGAAGUGAUUUGGACUUUAGGUUUUGGAAGUGAGUAAAACUGGCUUUGAAAGUCAAGAUGACAACAGCUGCAGAGAGGAAGUAUAUUAAUAUUAGAAAAAGAUUGGAUCAGCUGGGAUACCGCCAGACCCUGACAGUCGAGUGUUUACCUUUGGUAGAAAAGCUGUUCAGUGACUUGGUUCAUACAACAGAAAGCCUUCGCCAGUCAAAGUUAUCUUCUGUGAAAGCUGAAAAGGAAAGUGCCAAUUUUGAUUUUGUUUUGGAGCCCUAUAAACUUGAAAAUGCAAGACUGAGUAAAGAAAAUAAUGAAUUAUACCUGGAGUUAAUGAAACUGAGAGAAUGUUCAGAACAAAAUAUUAAAGAGUUGAAAACUACAUUGAAGAAAUGUACACGUGAAACAGCAGAUCUGAAGUUUCUAAAUAACCAAUAUAUUCACAAACUCAAACUUUUGGAGAAGGAGAGUAAAGCUAAAAAUGAAAAAAUUCAACAACUUCAAGAAAAGAAUUUGCAUGCUGUAGUACAAACUCCAGGUGGCAAGAAAAGAAGCAUUGCAUUCAGACGCCAGCGUAUGCAAAUUGACGAGCCAGCUCCUCCCUCUGAAGUCAGUUCCUAUCCAGUUCCACAGCCAGAUGACCCUUACAUCGCAGACCUCCUGCAAGUGGCUGAUAACAGGAUCCAAGAACUUCAGCAGGAAGUCCACCAGCUACAAGAAAAGUUAGCAGUGAUGGAAAAUGGUGUGAGAGAUUACAGCCAGCAGAUUGAGCUACGAGAACGAGAGAUAGAACGACUGUCAGUUGCUUUGGAUGGUGGGCGCCCGCCGGAUGUCCUGUCUCUGGAGACUAGAAAUAAAACCAAUGAAAAGCUGAUUGCUCAUUUAAAUGUGCAGGUUGACUUUCUUCAGCAAGCUAAUAAAGACCUGGAGAAGCACAUUCAAGAGCUUAUGGAAACCAAGGAAACGGUGGCAACUGAAGUCGUUAAUUUAAGUAACAAAAAUGAAAAACUCUGCCAAGAAUUAACUGAAAUAGACCACUUAGCACAGCAACUAGAAAGGCAUAAAGAAGAAGUGCUUGAGACUGCUGAUAAAGAACUUGGAGAAGCAAAGAAAGAGAUCAAAAGAAACCUCUGUGAAAUGCGGAAUCUUGAAGAAACAAUGACAAAACUUCAACUGGAAUUAGACUUAUGCCAUAAAGAAAAGGAGAGACUGAGCGAUGAACUUCUUCUAAAAUCAGACCUGGAAACUGUUGUUCAUCAGCUUGAACAAGAAAAGCAAAGACUUAGCAAAAAAAUUGAAAGUUUUGCAGUUACAGAAAGAGAACUUACUUUGGAAGUUGAGAGGAUGAGGCUAGAACAUGGAAUAAAACGUCGAGACAAGUUACCUUCUCGUUUAGAUACAUUUCUCAAAGGUAUAGAAGAAGAACGAGAUUACUAUAAGAAAGAGCUAGAAAAGCUCCAACAUAUAAUACAGAGAAGAUCUUGCUCUAUAAAUUACUGUGCACAUGAAAGAAAUCAAGUAUUUAAAACAUCGGAAAAGGGUGAUUACAACUCAGAAAUUCAUCUGGUCACAAGAGAAAGAGAUGAACUUCAGCAUAUGCUAGAAAGAUUUGAAAAAUAUAUGGAAGAUAUACAGUGCAAUGUUAAAUUAUUGACAGCAGAAAGAGAUAAACUAAGUGUCUUAUAUAAUGAAGCUCAGGAAGAAUUAUGUGCACUAAGACAGGAGUCAACCCACACCACUGUCCCCAGUAGUCUUGUUAAUCUUAUGGAAAAGGAAAAGGAACUUGCCUUAUCUGACUUAAGAAGAGUUAUGGCAGAAAAGGAAGAUUUAAGGGAAAAGUUAAAAAAUAUCCAGGAAAUGAGUGCUUUGGGCCAAUCAGAAUUAGAGAAAACUAUUGAACAUUUGACAUGUGUUAAUCAUCAGCUUGAAAGUGAAAAAUACGAAUUACAAUCUAAAGUGUUAAUAAUGAAAGAAACAAUAGAGUCACUAGAGAACAAAUCAAAACUCCAAGCUCAAAAGCUAAGCCAUGUGGCUGGUGACUCAUCCCAUCAAAAAACAGAGAUGAACUCCCUUAGGGUAGUAAAUGAGCAGCUACAGCGAUCUCUCGAUGAUUACCAGCAUCGACUGUCCAUAAAAAGAGGUGAACUUGAAUCUGCCCAGGAACAAAUUAAAAUACUGGAGGAAAAAAUAGAUGAGCUAAACCUUAAGAUGACUUCACAGAAUGAAGAGGCUCAUGCAAUGAAAAAGACUAUUGGUGUUAUUGAUAAAGAGAAAGACUUCCUCCAGGAGACUGUGGAUGAGAAGACAGAAAAGAUUGCAAACUUGCAAGAAAUCCUAGCUAGUAAAGAAAAAGCUAUUGCGCAGAUGAAGAUAACUGUCUCAGAGUAUGAAUCAUCUAUGACGCAACUAAAGGAAACACUUAGUAAUCGAGACCGGGAGAUAAGCAGCCUCCGGCGUCAGCUUGAUGCAACUCUCAAAGAGCUUGAUGAAGUAGGAAAGUCUAGAGAAAUAUCUUUCAAGGAAAAUAGAAGAUUACAAGAUGAUCUGGCUACAAUGGCAAGAGAAAAUCAGGAAAUCUCAUUGGAAUUGGAGGCAGCAGUCCAAGAAAAAGAAGAAAUGAAAAGUAGAGUUCAUAAUUACAUAACUGAGGUGUCCCGAUGGGAGAGCUUAAUGGCUGCUAAGGAGCAAGAAAAUCAAGAUUUGUUAGACAGAUUCCAGAUGCUUCAUAACUGUGCUGAAGACUGGGAGAUCAAAGCCCAUCAAGCUGAAGGAGAAAGCAGCUCAGUCCGACUGGAACUUCUUUCUAUUGACACAGAGAGAAGACACCUUCGAGAAAGAGUGGAUCUACUAGAAAAAGAAAUUCAGGAGCACAUAAAUGCACAUCAUGCUUAUGAAUCUCAGAUCUCAUCAAUGGCAAAAGCUAUGGCUAGUUUAGAAGAAGAGCUGAGACAUCAAGAAGAGGAGAAAGCAACAGUAUUAAAUGAUUUGUCUUCUCUUAGAGAACUUUGCAUUAAGUUUGAUUCACGCAAAGAUGUUAUGACCCAACAGUUGAAUUCUAAAAACCUUGAGUUGGAGAGGGCACUUGUAGAAUUAGAAAAUGUAAAGUCAGAAUCAGAACUAUUAAAAAAACAACUGUCAAAUGAGAGAUACACGAUUAAAAACCUUGAAUCACUGUUGGCUACAAAUAGAGAUAAAGAAUUUCAUUCUCAUUUAAACUCCCAUGAGAAGGAUACAGAAAUUCAGCUACUUAAGGAGAAGUUAACCCUUUCAGAAAGCAAAUUAACUAGUCAAAGCAGGGAAAACACCAUGCUUCGAGCUAAAGUGGGACAGUUACAAACAGAUUAUGAUUCUCUAAAAAGGCAAAUUUCAACGGAGAGAUAUGAACGAGAACGAGCGAUCCAAGAGAUGCGUCGACAUGGUCUUCCUACAUCUCCCCUUAGUUCUACACUGAAGUCUCCUCCACAUUCUCCAGAACAUAAACAAUAAUGGUUUUCCAGGAGUCUCUAUAUGGAUUUUAAAAUGAACACAACAGUACUGAACAAUUUGAAGUGCUCAUUCCUGAAAAUCAUGAAUAGGAACACAAAUUCUACCUCUAUCAAUCAACUUUUAUUUAAAUCAGUGGAGAUUUAUGUAAAAUUAUUGUAUCUAGGUGUAUAUUUUCAUAUAUGUAGCAGAACAAAUAUGUAUGAAUAGUCCUUAACUGACGUGAUAUUUAUAUUUUAUUAUUCUUGUCUUAAAUUACUCUUUAAAAUGUGUUUAUACUGUGAAUUAAUCACAUUGUGCUUCAAUAAUCUGACUCUUAAUAAGCCAUGAUAAAUGUGUCUAAAUAUUCCUAUAAUACUUGUGUUUAAUGUGUUUUCAGUUUCUGAGCCUGUGUUUGUAACCCAUAUAAUAAUCUGUUUACAAAGAAAUGCCACCUUUGAUGCUAUGCGUCAUGCUUUCUUCUAACUGUAAAAUCAGUUAUUCACAAAUUUGCUGUCUGCCAUCAAGGGAAAUAUAUUCAAGUCUAGUCAAUAGCAGAGGUCUUGAUAAAAUAAUCGUUGCCAUGUGUAAUUAAUUAUUGCCACCUAGAAUAACUGUGAUGAGAAAGAUACACUUUUAUAUAUGAUAUUAUAUUAUGUUGACUCUUACAUGGGCUUAUUGCAUAAUACAGUUCUAUGAAAAUCAAAUUAAAUUUUGUAUUUAGAAUUUUAUAAAACAUAUAGUUUAGGGCAGUUUUUUCAGUAAAUAAAACUUGUUGAUGUAUUAGUCUAAACUUUCAGAAUAUAAAAGUACAUGGGGGGGAGGCCGGGGAUUUAUUAGCUCAUUGGUGCCACUGCCUGCCUCGCAAGCACAAGGGCCCGAGUUCAAUCCCCGGUACCAAAAAAAAUUAUCAUCAACUCUUUAAAAGUACAUGGGGUAAGUAUAGUAAACAUUUUGGAAAAUUCUAAUGUACAUUAAGCCAUAUCAAUGUUUUCGCUUCUGCCUAUAUGUUGUAACUUAGCAGUCUUCCAGAAUGGUAUGUAAAUGUUGGGCUCUGGGGCAUAUAAAUUGAAAACAGCUUUUUACAAUUCAUUUUCAAAGUUAUAAUUUUUUAAAAUUUAGGUAUAAGUACAAAAGAGAAUGUCAGAUACAAAAUUUAAUUGUGUUUAAACCAUACACGUUAAAUAAAAACCUGUUCUAACAGAAUUCAUUAUGACUGAGAAAAAACUUAAAAACGUAAAAAAAGCAAAAGAUCAAUUAUUUAUAUUUUGUUUCCUCUGUGGUUUAAUAAAGUGGAGUUGCUAUGUGUGUUCCUGAAGGUGGACGGUGUGCUUUCUCUGUAACUAGUGUGCCUUAGGUGUUCAGGAGAACACCCUUAGUAAUAAUUCCAGGUGUUGGCUUAUUUUCACACCGCCUUUGCAAUUGUAUAUAUCCUGUCUCCUUUGGGUGAAUUCAUGUAUUGCAGUAAAAUAUGAGCGAAGUGGGACUAUUUGCAAUGUCAUAUGGAAAGUCUCUUAAUAAAUAUAUGUAAAUAAAAAUAUUUGUCCCCACCUUUUCCCCCCAAAGCAACAACAAGACAUACUAUGUUAGGUAUUUCAUUUUAACAUUUUUAUAAUUAAAACUGUAUAGCUUGCCCUAAUUGUUAUUUUCAUA
Messenger RNA from Fukomys damarensis (Damara mole-rat), 5406 nucleotides. It is a transcript of the gene Cep135, whose product is annotated as centrosomal protein 135. The record is from RefSeq and is a predicted model, not a curated record. The coding region runs from base 358 to 3777 and encodes 1139 amino acids. The transcript has 27 exons. Lineage: Eukaryota; Metazoa; Chordata; Mammalia; Rodentia; Bathyergidae.